CAAACAGUCUUCGAAGCAUGUGUGGGAUAAGUCGGCGGCUUGAUUGAGCCUCCAAUUUCAGGGGUCUCUCCUGAACUGUGUGCCUCACUCCCUAGCAAUUUGGCCCCUAUAUCAAAGUGCGGCACGCAAGGGAGAAAACACUGCGUCAUGUAAGCCAUGAGACGGCGCCGGUUGGUGGGCUGACUACUGCGGCCCUAGCGGAUUUAGACGCCUCCACCCCGAUCCUUCAUCGGGGUUAAGAUCGCCGGGCUGAGAUUGCUAAUAAUCCAACAAGAUUCAAAUAAAAAAAGAUCGAACGAAUCCUUCAGGUCGCCUUGCUACUACGAUGCGUUGUUCCCUUUUAUGAGCCUGGCUGCUCUCUCUGGUCCCAGACUCGAGGGGAUGCAGGCCAGCAACAGAUGUGGCAGUCAUGGUUGCGGUCACUGACGCCAAUCGGUCCCCUAUCAUAGGGAUCCUAGCCUUGCUUUUCGCCGUAAUCUCGACAUUGUCCGGGGCUGCACGGCUGGGCAUCAAAUAUGCCAUCACUAGAAAACUCACGGUAGAUGAUCACCUGAUCUCUGUGUCAAUGGCCUUCAGUGUGCUACAGACAAUAUGUAUUACCAUUGCCGCGCGUAAUGGCUAUGGAGAGGCAGAAAGUGCUUCCUCACAGGAGCGAAUUGAUAUAGCUCUGAAGGUACACUAUCCAAAUUCUCCUGCUAAAUUUGUCGCUGACGUAGUGCAGUCUGUCUAUGCCGCAGAAAUGCUAUACGUGGCAAGCUUGACUUUCUCCAAAUUGAGCGCCCUGGCAUUUAUGACAUUUCUCAUGCAGCGCACCCGCAAGGCUGAAUGGGUACUCAUUGCAUUGAUCAGCGCCUGGGCCGUGGCGGCGGAAUUCGCCGUAGCUUUCCAAUGCAAUCUUCCGCAGCCGUGGAGAUGGAAUCAGAAGAGGUGUUUCAAUCGAGAUGCAUGGUGGAUGGUUUUCGGGGCGUUCAACAUCCUAAGUGAAGUCGCCCUGAUUCUAGUACCUAGUAUGCUCAUACUCCGGAUUCAAAUGGCGGUUCCUAGGAAAAUAGUUGCCAUCGCCUGCUUUCUCACUCGCUUCUUGGUCAUCGUUGCGAUCAUUCUUGAGCUUGUAUAUCGCCAUCAAAACAAUCACGCCUUAGACCCCUUGCUGGCAAUUUGGAAGGCUGCCGUCUGCGUCCAGCUAGUACAGUGUCUGUCAAUUGUCAUGGCCUGCGCUCCGCACCUGAAGCCGUUCAUGGACGGAUUACAGUCCACUGGGCUCCGAUUAUACUACCUUCCAGGCGAGACGUCUGAGCGCGGAGAGUACACUCGCGUGAGCAAAGCGAAGGCUGCUGCACACGAGCUUAGCGGGCACGUUGGGGUAGCCAACAGCACCGCUGUCUCCGCAGGGAGGGAACAGCAGGAUUGGGACGAUACUAUGAGCCACUCCAGCCAGGAUCAUAUCAUUCGAGAGACUAGAACCUGGGUCGUAGAAGAGCAGUAUAACCCGGAUGCUGCGACAAACCAACCGAUAGACAGUGAGUCCAAUGGCAGUCAUGGACUACACGAAUCAAUUAGCCAUUAG
Aspergillus eucalypticola CBS 122712 is the source of this 1567-nucleotide messenger RNA. RefSeq lists its product as uncharacterized. The record is from RefSeq and is a predicted model, not a curated record. The transcript is spliced from 4 exons. Lineage: Eukaryota; Fungi; Ascomycota; Eurotiomycetes; Eurotiales; Aspergillaceae. The coding region runs from base 410 to 1567 and encodes 385 amino acids.